Spea bombifrons (plains spadefoot toad) is the source of this 4818-nucleotide messenger RNA. RefSeq names its product mediator complex subunit 23 (gene MED23). Lineage: Eukaryota; Metazoa; Chordata; Amphibia; Anura; Pelobatidae. Gene Ontology annotation, biological process: regulation of transcription by RNA polymerase II; positive regulation of gene expression. The record is from RefSeq and is a predicted model, not a curated record. Bases 169 to 4299 code for a protein of 1376 amino acids. The transcript has 30 exons. Gene Ontology annotation, cellular component: mediator complex; transcription regulator complex.
AGACAAUUGACUCUCUUUUCUCUGUACAUGUUAAGAUAAUGAUGUAGUCAUAUUCUAUUUUAAAGUUUUCAUUCGGACACCAUGUGCACCAACCUCUAGUGUGUGAAGCGCUUGUACUUGCGUCUGUUGUGCGAACACACACACUGUGUUCCUACACAACCCACCAUCAUGGAGACCCAACUGCAAAGUAUCUUCGAGGAGGUAGUGAAAACAGAAGCCAUUGAGGAGGCCUUUGCUGGUAUGUUUAUGGACUCAAAUGAAGAUGAGAGAACAAAACUAAUAAGUUGCCUUGGUGGCUUUAGACAGUUUUGGAGUGUCCUCCCUCAGGAUUCCCAUGAACAAUGUGUCCAGUGGAUUGUACGCUUUAUUCAUGGACAGCACAGCCCAAAAAGAAUUUCCUUCCUUUACGACUGUCUAGCAAUGGCUGUAGAAACCGGACUACUUCCUCCCAGAUUGGUCUGUGAGUCGCUGGUUAACUCUGACACGCUGGAAUGGGAAAGGACUCAACUCUGGGUAUUAACGUUUAAACUGGUCCGGAAAAUUAUCGGUGGAGUCGAUUACAAGGGUGUGCGAGAUCUGUUAAAGGUCAUACUGGAAAAAAUCCAAACUGUUCCAAAUACUGUCAGUUCUGCUGUUGUACAGCAGCUUCUAGCAGCAAGAGAGGUUGUAGCCUACAUCCUGGAGAGAAAUGCCUGUCUACUCCCUGCCUACUUUGCGGUGACCGAAAUCCGCAAGCUUUACCCGGAAGGGAAACUCCCUCACUGGUUACUGGGUAAUCUGGUGUCCGACUUUGUGGAUAGCUUUCGACCUACAGCACGGAUCAAUUCAAUCUGUGGACGUUGCAGUCUCUUGCCUGUGGUGAACAACUCUGGCGCCAUCUGUAAUUCAUGGAAACUGGACCCCCUUACUUUGCGCUUUCCACUGAAAGGACUCUUGCCCUAUGACAAGGAUUUAUUUGAGCCACAGACGGCUCUCCUGAGAUAUGUGCUGGAACAGCCGUACUCUCGCGACAUGGUGUGCAACAUGCUGGGACUAAACAAGCAGACCUUGAACAUUGCUCAGCACAAGCAACGCUGCCCUGUGCUGGAGGACCAGUUGGUCGAUCUUGUGGUGUAUGCCAUGGAGCGCUCCGAGACAGAGGAGAAGUUUGACGAUGGUGGGACCAGCCAGCUGCUGUGGCAGCACCUCUCCAGCCAGCUCAUUUUCUUUGUGCUCUUUCAGUUUGCCAGUUUUCCACACAUGGUUUUGUCUCUUCAUCAAAAGUUGGCAGGCCGGGGCCUCAUUAAAGGCAGGGACCACCUAAUGUGGGUGCUGCUGCAGUUCAUUUCUGGAAGCAUACAGAAGAAUGCUUUGGCAGACUUCCUCCCCGUUAUGAAGCUCUUCGAUCUCCUGUACCCAGAAAAAGAAUGUAUUCCAGUACCUGACAUCACCAAACCACAGUCCACACACUCUUUUGCAAUGACCUGUAUCUGGAUCCACCUAAAUAGAAAAGCACAGAACGACAACUCCAAGCUACAGAUACCAAUUCCUCAUUCACUAAAGUUACAUCAUGAGUUCUUGCAGCAGAGCUUGCGGAAUAAGAGUUUGCAGAUGAACGAUUACAAAAUAGCUUUGCUGUGCAAUGCUUAUUCCACAAACUCAGAAUGCUUUACGUUGCCAAUGGGAGUUCUUGUGGAAACAAUUUAUGGCAAUGGAAGCAUGAGAAUAUCGCUGCCAGGAACAAAUUGUAUGGCUUCAGGAUCCAUUACCCCACUACCAAUGAACCUCUUGGAUUCACUAACAGUUCAUGCAAAAAUGAGCCUUAUUCACAGCAUUGCUACCAGAGUAAUCAAACUGGCUCAUGCCAAAUCCAGCCUUGCCUUGGCUCCGGCCCUAGUUGAAACCUACAGCCGCUUGUUGGUUUAUAUGGAAAUAGAAUCGCUUGGCAUCAAGGGAUUCAUCAGUCAACUCUUACCUACUGUCUUUAAGUCUCAUGCCUGGGGAAUCCUUCACACCCUGCUGGAAAUGUUCAGCUACCGAAUGCACCAUAUACAGCCUCACUAUCGAGUGCAGCUCCUGAGCCACCUUCAUUCGCUGGCAGGGGUACCGCAAACAAACCAAAACCAGCUCCAUCUCUGUGUUGAGAGCACAGCCCUGAGACUGAUCACAGCCCUUGGUAGUUCAGAGGUGCAGCCACAGUUUACUCGCUUCUUGAACGAUCCAAAAACCGUUUUGUCAGCGGAGUCUGAGGAGCUUAAUAGGGCUUUGAUAUUAACGAUCGCAAGAGCCACACAUGUCACAGAUUUCUUCACAGGCUCGGAUUCCAUCCAGGGCACAUGGUGCAAAGACAUUCUGCAAACCAUCAUUAACUUCACACCUCAUAACUGGGCCUUGCACACAUUAAGCUGCUUCCCGGCGCCGCUGCAGGCAUUCUUCAAACAGAACAACGUCCCUCAAGAAAGUCGCUUCAACCUAAAGAAGAAUGUAGAAGAGGAAUACAGGAAGUGGAAGUCCAUGACCAAUGAAAAUGACAUCAUUACACACUUUUCCCUACAAGGAUCACCCCCACUCUUUCUCUGCCUUCUCUGGAAAAUGCUCUUGGAAACUGACCAAAUCAACCAGAUUGGCUACAGAGUUCUAGAGAGAAUUGGGGCCAGAGCACUGGUUGCUCAUGUCAGAACAUUUGCUGAUUUUCUUGUGUAUGAAUUCUCCACCUCCGCUGGAGGCCAACAGCUCAAUAAGUGCAUUGAGAUGCUCAAUGACAUGGUGUGGAAGUAUAACAUCGUAACUCUGGACAGACUGAUCUUGUGCUUGGCCAUGCGCAGCCAUGAAGGGAAUGAAGCCCAGGUGUGCUACUUCAUAAUUCAGUUGCUUCUGCUGAAACCGAAUGACUUCAGAAACCGAGUGAGUGAUUUUGUGAAAGAGAAUUCUCCAGAGCACUGGCUGCAGAAUGACUGGCAUACCAAGCACAUGAGUUACCACAAGAAAUAUCCAGAAAAACUGUACUUUGAAGGCCUGGCUGAGCAAGUGAACCCUCCUGUGCAGAUCCAGCCCCAGUACCUGCCCAUCUAUUUUGGAAACGUGUGCCUUCGCUUCUUGCCAGUGUUUGAUAUCGUCAUUCACAGGUUUCUAGAGCUUCAUCCGGUUUCAAAGUCUCUUGAAACUUUGCUUGAUCAUCUCGGAGGGUUAUACAAGUUUCAUGAUCGUCCCGUCACCUAUCUGUACAACACACUCCACUACUAUGAGAUGCAACUUCGGGAUCGGACAUAUUUGAAACGCAAGCUUGUGCACUCAAUAAUUGGAUCUCUGAAAGACAACAGGCCUCAAGGAUGGUGCUUGAGUGAGACAUACCUGAAGUGUGGGAUGAAUGCCCGAGAAGAUAACCCUUGGAUCCCCGAUGACACUUAUUAUUGCAAGCUGAUUGGCCGACUGGUUGACACGAUGGCUGGAAAAUCCCCUGGGCCGUUUCCAAACUGUGACUGGAGGUUCAAUGAAUUUCCUAAUCCAGCCGCUCAUGCGCUACAUGUCACCUGUGUUGAACUGAUGGCGUUAACUGUGCCGGGUAAAGAAGUUGGAAAUGCGCUGCUAAAUGUGGUGCUAAAAAGUCAGCCGCUGGUGCCAAGGGAGAAUAUCACUGCAUGGAUGAAUGCUAUUGGACUAAUCAUUACAGCUUUACCUGAACCAUAUUGGAUAGUUCUGCAUGAUCGGAUUGUUAGUGUUCUCAACAGUCCGAGCCUAACAUCAGAGACUGAAUGGGUUGGCUACCCCUUCCAACUCUUUGAUUUUACAGCUUGUCAUAAAGCGUACUCUGAGAUGAACUGCAGCUACACUCUGGCUUUGGCACAUGCUGUCUGGCACCAUUCAAGCAUCGGCCAGUUGUCCCUCAUUCCAAAGUUCCUUCCUGAGGUCCUUAUACCAAUUGUAAAAACAGAGUACCAGUUGCUUUAUGUAUACCAUCUGGUAGGACCUUUCCUUCAAAGGUUCCAGCAAGAACGGACCAGGUGCAUGAUAGAGAUUGGUGUGGCAUUUUAUGAAAUGCUUUUAAACGUGGAUCAGUGCAGUACCCAUUUAAACUUCAUGGACCCCAUCUGUGACUUCCUGUAUCACAUGAAGUAUAUGUUUACUGGAGACAGUGUGAAAGACCAGGUAGAGAAAAUCAUUUGUAACCUGAGGCCUGCUUUACAGCUACGCCUGCGAUUCAUAACCCACAUCAGCAAGCAAGAGCCGGUUGCUGCUCCUCCACCUCCUGUUAACAGUGGUUCCCCAGCCCCACAGGCCAGUCAGGUGCCUGUCAAUGUUACCUUACCAGUAACUCAGUAAAAGCCUGUCAACUGGCUUAUGAUGAUUUCCAGUAAACUGCUGCAGAGACUGAAAAAGGGGAAUGUUACAAUUAACCUCACAACAAAUGGACUGCAAACAUGAAAUACGCUUUUCAAAAAUGUAUCUAAACCUACCCCAAAGAUUUUUGGCAUGUUAACUAAACGUUCUCUUCUACAUCGCUGCCGUGUUAUUAUACAGCCCUAAAUUAUGCUUUACAAAAAAAUGUAGAAUGCUUCCUGAAAAAGAAUUAGUCCAAGUAAAAAAAACCCGCCAAACUGGAAAUUUGUCUACAAAAAAACCAAACAACCUGUACAUGUACCCUAAAUUACAACACAUGUUGUGCAGCGGGGUUUUAUAUGUAAUCUUUGCGUCUUUUCUGCAUUCUCUGAGAAGAUUAUUCAGAAAUGUGUACAUAUUUUCCUAUUUUUUUCAUUUGAUUGUUUUAGAAGGCCUUUAAAACGGAUAAGAUAUCUUUUUUUUUUUUAAUAAAAACAAAAAUGUGAGAUUUAAAAUUUGCAA